This is a messenger RNA of Falco peregrinus (peregrine falcon), 10610 nucleotides long. It is a transcript of the gene REEP2, whose product is annotated as receptor accessory protein 2. Bases 88 to 1107 code for a protein of 339 amino acids. The transcript has 9 exons. Gene Ontology annotation, biological process: endoplasmic reticulum tubular network organization. Gene Ontology annotation, molecular function: microtubule binding; taste receptor binding. The record is from RefSeq and is a predicted model, not a curated record. Gene Ontology annotation, cellular component: endoplasmic reticulum tubular network; endoplasmic reticulum membrane; cytoplasmic microtubule. NCBI's taxonomy places the organism in Eukaryota, Metazoa, Chordata, Aves, Falconiformes, Falconidae.
CCGGCCCGGCGCCCCCUCCCCUCCGCCGGGCCGGCCCGGGACCCCCCCGCCGCCCCCUCCCCCGUGCCGGCUGCGCAGCGGGGCGGGAUGCCGGGGUCUGGCCGCGGCCCCCCCCGCUCUGCCGCGCCGGCUCCUCCCCCCGGGCCCCCGGGGCGGGGCCGCGCCUGCUGCAGGAACCUGCCCGGUAGGAGCCGCCUCCCGCCGCCGAGCCCGGAGCCGCCGCCGCCCGGAGCCGCCGCCAUGGUCUCCUGGAUCAUCUCCCGCCUCGUGGUGCUCAUCUUCGGCACCCUCUACCCCGCCUACUCCUCCUACAAGGCCGUGAAGACGAAGAACGUGAAGGAAUAUGUGAAGUGGAUGAUGUACUGGAUUGUGUUUGCCUUUUUCACCACGGCAGAAACGCUCACGGACAUCGUUCUUUCUUGGGCUGAGAGAUGCCCUGUUUAUGGAGUUUUCAUGGCUAUGGAUGAAAGACUAAAUGAGACUCAAAGAAGGUUUCCCUUUUAUUUCGAGCUGAAAAUCGCAUUUGUGAUUUGGCUGCUCUCCCCUUACACCAAGGGCUCCAGUGUCCUCUACAGGAAGUUUGUGCACCCAACGCUUUCCAAUAAGGAGAAGGAAAUUGAUGAAUACAUUACUCAGGCUCGUGACAAGAGCUAUGAAACCAUGAUGCGAGUUGGCAAGAGAGGGUUAAACCUUGCUGCCAAUGCAGCAGUUACUGCAGCUGCAAAGGGCCAGGGAGUGUUGUCUGAGAAGCUGCGCAGUUUCAGCAUGCAGGAUCUCACUCUGAUCCGGGAUGAAGAUGCUGUGCAUAUACGAAGCCAUGAGCCACAGGUGCACCCCUCUGGUGGGAGUCUUCUUGAAACCAUUGAGGAUUCAGCUUCCUGUUACUCCUCGGGAGAGGAGAGCAGUGUGGCACAGAGGUCUAACGGAAUCCCGUCGGAGACCAGGACAGACCCGUCAGAUGAAGAUGCAGGAGACAAGCUUCCUAAACGCACCCAGAGCCUCAAAGCGCCUAAGAAGGUGGUGAAAGCUGAGCUUCCAGUAAGAGGCGUGAAAGCCCGCCCUAAGAAGAAAGCUGCAGGCUCUUUUGCUUCUGGCGAGUCAUCCUAAGGAGACCUCCCCCUCCCCAGCACCUGUCUCUGUCCCGGGAUUUGCCUGUCGCUUUCGAGGGGAAACUCCCCAAAGGAAGGGAGCUGAGAUUCAUGUACAUAACAGAUAUACUGCUUUGUAGAGCUCAUUCCAAGGCAAGGGGGAGGCUGGGAUUCAGAAAAUGGAGGAGAGGAUACAUAUCCUCAGGAAUUUUCUCCUUUUCAUCUGUUUGUUGGAGGGGAUGCUGAUAUGUCUGUACAUAGCCUGUUGCUUUGGAAUUCCCACUGUGUAACCCUAGUUGGGGAGAAUCUUUGCUGGAAGAACUGACUAGGGUUAGAGACAUCCAUUGCACAGAAGCUGGAAAAAUAUUAGACACUGGAGUUCCACAGGGGUGGGUGGCUCCCUAAAAUGUCUUCUCUUGCUCUGGGUAUUCUUCUGCAGCUGCGUGUUGUUAAGAGGUGCCCACCAUGAUUCAUCCUCCCCAAUGGACUGUACUCGUUAUGUCCAUCCCCUUUGAGAAGGUGACCGAAAUGAUGUAUGCCGAGUGCUUUUGAGCAUACAGGACUAGCUCAUGUGAGGAGUGUGUUAAAUUCCCAUUACUAGUACUGGAAGAUGAAGAGAUUGUUCUUUAUUUUCUUUUUUCUGGAAGGUGAAGUGAGGAAUUGAAAAACUGACUAAUUAAGAAAAUGUGCUGUUGUAUGCACAUGUGAUGGAGUAGCUACAGGUCUCUGUACGAGUUAACUGCUGAGAAGGAAAGUUGGGCACCUGUAAGAUUUUGGCUCUUUUGGAAGCUGCUUGGAUUUUGUUUCAGGUUCAGUUGUUCGCCUUGAUUCCUGUGAGAGCAUCCGUGAGGCGGGUUCCAUGCAGAGCUGGCCAGGAGACUGUUGCUUUGCCAUUUAGCAGUUGAACUCCAUGUUAUCCUGAUGCUUGUUACUAUGGACAAAUUCUUUCAUUCUGCCAGGUGACUGGGGAAAAUCCAGCUCAAUAUAGUCUGCAGUCAUGCCUGAGAAUUUCGGAAGUCCUUGUCUCUCAGCUUUAGGAGAUCCAGUUCUCAGGGCAUGAGAACUGACAAAUAGCUAAUGUAUGAAUUUUGCUAAUUCCAGGAUUCCGUUUAUGGUGGGGGAUAAAAAGCGGGGAGCAGGGCACAAUACAGUGAUUAAUUAGUCCACUUGCUUGAUCCUGCUGCAGCCCUUGCACAAAUUUUGUCUGACCAUGUGCCAUGUUUAUCAAUGUCCUGAGAGUUGACCAACCUGUAACACUUGGGACAGAGCUACGCUGAAUGUAGAGUAUGGAUUGUGGGAGUGAAAUUGCAGUGCUGCAGAGAAAAUUCCCAUCGUGCCAAGCCUUACUGGAUUCUAACCUGUUGAACAUUGUUAAGGGGAGAUCCCCGCCGCGUACACGUGCCAACAGGGUCGGUGGGAAUUAAUGAGAUGAGGGUUCCUGUUGCCGAUACCUGUCAUGGGGGAGCACUGUUACAUGGGUGUCUGAAUGAAUACUCAUGGUCUUAAUGUUUACUGAAAGUAGUUAUCAAAGGAACCAGGCUUCUCCGCCCCUGCUGAAGACCGUUCUUAGCGCUAGGUGCAGGCAUUUGCGUUUGCCCACAUCUUUUGCUGUCGCAUUUCUGAAGUUAUGGUGGAUUCUUCACAGAGCCCAGUAUUGUACCACUGACAGUGUAUAGAAGCACUUCUGCAAGUGCAUUCCACAAGUAUUUCUGUCCUAAAGAACAGCCUUUCAAAAGUUCGUGAAGUUGAGGAUUAGGACUGAAUUUUUUCUUGAUUUGCAUUCUCUCGGUGGCAGAUUUUUAUGAAUUGACCAGUUAUUUUAGGAAACCAGUUAAGCUGGGUUUACCUUCAUUUGUAGCUUUUCAAAAAUGAAGUCUUGACAGACCAUGUCAGAAACUUGCAUCUUGUCAGAAAUACUCGUCUGAAAUUAUCCGCAAGGCCUUAUCCAGAAGCCAGGAGAAAAUCCUUGCUUUGGCUUUGAGUUCUGAAUUUCACAAAAAAACCCAAGUAUUUUGUCCUUUUUAGUUUGUUGGCAAACAUUGAAUACGUAUCUCACUAGUACAUGCAAAGGCAUGUCCUGAAGCAGGAGUUCUUUCUGUUUCCAAAGGAAAUUCCUCUUUCUAUGAGAGGGAUAAAAAUCUUUACUGGUUGUGUGGAAGACGGAGUUGUGAGGAAUUGCUGUCCUGGAUUUUACUGUACUGAGCAAGAGAGAACCAUUAUUCUCUAUAUACCAAAUAUCUCUAUGACCAUAUUUCUUGAAAUAUUUUUUUAAAACUAAAAAUUUCCAUAGCAAAUUAUUUACGUAAAUCAUUGUGAAGGACUUGAUUUGGAAGCCAAGGACUGGGUAGUCCCCUUACGCUGAUCUUCUUGCCCUUGCCUUGUGCGUGCGUUGUGAUAGUCUCGGAGCACUCGGGUUUCAUACAGUGACUUUCCAGAACGUUUUCUAGAAUCGGUUCAUUUGUAGUAACUUCCUGCUUUGAAGCAUAGGAAGAAUUUCUGAAGACUCAGUUUCGGGAUUUGGAUUGACCUUUGUCUUCCUGUGCUAGGUCCUGUGCCAAGUGUCUUUCACUUAGCACUGAUGCUCGACGUCGGUAGCCUGUGGGCAAGUACGGGCCAGGCUUAGCCUGGCUUUUGUUGUACAGGGGAGUUAAAUGACUUCUGGCUGUAAGAGAGUCUGGGGUAGAGUCAGGGACUAUUAUCUAGUCUGCGAUAUGAAGCUGGUAAUGUCAAGCAGCAGAACUUACCCAGAGCAAGAACAGUGUCUUAGCAUGGACACGAUUUUCUUCUUCCAGUACAAACGUGGCUGCUAGAUUGUGCUCUGCUUGAUCAAAGCCUCUGCAGAUCUGCCACCACCCACGUGACCUCUUAGUGAGUUUCUAGAUAUAGUUCAGCAUUGGAUGACAUGGUCUUGCGCAGAAAUUCUCUUGUUAAUGAGAACGCUGAAUGUGCUGUUUUGAUAAAAUGCUUUUAUCAGCUUUGUUCAGUGUUUUCAGCAGGAAAUGCUGGAAUGUAGUUUCUCUUCAGUGUCAUCUGUGAGCUUCAUUGUGCAAUUAAGCAAAUGGUUAAAUCUUCACCUAGCAAUAGAACCCCUUGUGUUCAGUAAGUGUUUAUAACCCUUCUCUAAUAUGUCUGGGCACAGAGGGGAAACUCAGUAAGAGAAAAUGAUACCUGGAGGUGGGGUGUGGAGGGAGUGGUAUGUUUGUGUCAGACUUUGUGUGCCUAAAAAUUAGCCCAAAAUACCUGUACCGUGAGAUACAACGUCAAGCCAUGACUACCUUUUGGAAAGAAAUGUACCUCCAUGCUUUGUAAUACUACAAGUCAGAGUUCGGCAGUUGGAAAAGUGUGAAAUGUGGUUUCCCUUCUAGAGAAACUUAACAAGUUGCUGCACGAAAGGGAAAAAUGUUUUCUUGCUUGGCAGUAUUCUCCGUGGUGGGUAAGAAAUAGGAAAAUAUAGGGCAGACUGCUGACAGGUUUUAAACCUUAAGCUUCAGCUAAACAUCUUAAUUUCUUACUGUUCUUUAUCAGGUUUCUGAUUCUCCAGCCUUACGUUUCCAAGGCUGGGGGACUGAUUUCUUUUAGACUGGAGUAACUUCCUUGGUGGGAAGAGGGUGUAUGAGAGAGGGCGAUGCUGGUCUUCUUGACCAACACCUGACCAACACCACCAACAAGCAAAGCUUGUUGCAGGGAAGCUGCAUCUUCCCCCGUUGCAGUGCAUUGCAUUCCAUUCACUGUCCUUUUGCAGUGCUGGGCUUUCUUUUUUUAUACAUCCCUCUUGGAAGUAUGACUCCCUCACAGUAUACGGCCAAGUAAUUUCAGCCCUGAAAAAGCAAGAUUUCUACAGAACCCCCACUUGCCAGAAAUUGUUCUGUAUUUUUUGUCAUCUUAAUCAGCAGGAAAUAUAGUGCCUUAGGAGGAAGGUGGAAUAACUGUGGAAUACUCUGCUGGUUCUUGGAUCUGCACGUUGCAUUGUAUCAAGGAGGCUUGCACAUUAACUUGAAGUGUUGUCGUACGCUUGAGAGCAGCUGUGGGAUUGAGCUGAGUUUUCCUCUCUUGUCUUCCAGGCUUGCAUAUAAUGCUGGAAAGUGUGGCUUACUGCCUAAGGGAGAAAUCUAGGGGGUAAAAAACUCAUUUUCUUAUCCUUUCUGAUGGGGACAGUGUAUUGUCACAUUGCUGUGCCUCUUGCUGGGGAGAUGAUGAAUCACAUCUCCGUGUGAUUCGGUACUGCAGCUUUUCUUGCUUUACCCACUAUGAAUUUGCAGUGUGCUGCCUGGCUGGAGUGUGCUGUGGUGCUGCUUUCUGAGUCGCCCAGUAAAGUCAGGUACCUGGAAAACCAGCAGGGAAUGCUGAAGCUGUAUGAGCUCAUAGAAUCAUCGAGUCCUCAGAGCUGGACCACUCUGGAGGUGAUCUCGUUCAGCCUCCCUGCUUGAGCAGGGCACCUAGAGCAGUUGCCCAGCAGCUCCUGGGUGCUCUUUGUGGUCUGGAGCCUGCUGAAUCUAGUGUUCCAGACCUGGAAUGUGCAGAAAUGCAUACACUGCAAGGGGCAGGGGGGGCGUGUGCUUAGUGCUACCGAGGAGAAAGGAUUCCUGGUCACCUUACAUCUGGAAUCUGGCACUGUUACAGGACACUGUAAACAUAACUCGGUCAUAUUAUUUAUAGGUGGUGUUAAGAAGCCUAGAGUCUUCAGAAGAGAUCGUAAGAGGUGGACGGAGUAACUUGUGGGAACAAUUGGUUUGGGCAGUAAAUGGAGACCACAGACCUGCACAGCAGCUGAGAACCUGUUCUGUGCGAUAGAGUGGAAGAUGGGCUGCGUGCCAGAGAGUUGGCCAGAAAUACUGCUGACUUUCUGAUCCUCAAGCAAUACGUGAACUCUGCACCCUACAAAUUAGAGCCUGAUUUCUCUCUUGCAGCACUUCUUUCAGCGCCUUACCUUUCUGAGCUGGGCUUGAGCUACAUGCAUUAAGAUGCCUGAACCUUUCAUCACUUCAGAACAAUAAAAUUUCAGCGUUACGUCAGCGGGCAGCUGAUGUGCAGGGAAGACCUGGUGAACAUCGAGUACCUCACAUCACUUUGUAGUAGAUAUGUUAUGGUGGGAAACCACCAGCAGGGAGCUCCAGAGGAUGCAUUCAUCUGGGAAUUUACCCCACCACACACAAAACGUGUGGUUUUGGGUGCACCAAAUGCUGGGCUUUGCUGCGCUUACAUACACAGCUCUCUGUGGAACCCCAGAAUUUAGUGUCAGAAUUGCCAAUGCUCUAUUUCUGAUGAGAACUGGAACCAAAAUUAUAUAAAGUGAAAAGAAACAGUGGCAAACUGGUGGGGUUUCCUGCAGUUUUGCAGGUAAAUCUAGGUCUUUGCUGCUUCUUUGCCUAAAACCUUUCCGUGAACCCCUUGUAAGCAAACAGUUCCUUGCUCUGUUCUUCAGCUCCUAUCCUUUCAUGACCCAGUUAUGUUUCUUAUGUGUUCACUUACUAAGCAAGGGGCUACUUCCAUUUUGCUGCCUGUGACAUGAAAAAUACUGCCUUCUAGAGCCGAAAUUUAGCCUUUUUCCAUUAUUUAAUCCUAUUGACCUAGAAUCAUAGAGUGGCUUGUGCAGCAGGGGCUGAGGCUGGCAGCCCAGGUGGGGUCUGAGCAUCUGUUGCCAGUAGCAGUUUGACACAUCCCCCUUUUGCAGUGGGUUCUGGCUGAGGUGUGCUUGCUGCGGAGCCUCGGGGCAGCGGCCAUCUAGUCAGGUAGUGUUGGAAGUGAUGUUUGUGGGAAGGUGGCAAGGAAGAGUGAACUGGAAAGGAGCAAGAGUUCAAGUCUUCUGGAAUAUGUAACUGUCUGAGACGAAAGAAUUUGUGGCAGCUGUAGAAGUGCGUUGCUGUGCUGACUUGCCGAGGGUGGGUGUUUGGUCGUGUUCUGUGCAGCAGGUCAGGGAGGAGAGUCGGGCUGGGUGGCAAGCAGAUAAAACUGUUACAUGCAAGGGAGCUAAGUUUUUAUCCUAAGUAAUGCUUAGUAACUUAAGAAAAAGGAAGUUGGAAGAUUUUUGGUGGCUUUCUAAAAUAGGAGGUAAGUUAUCUGGAUCCUCGAACACAGUAUUGAAUAAAGCCUUGUCUAUUCGGGCUGCUGCCGUUUGGGGAAAGCACUGAGCUGGUGGGCUCUCACUUUGGCUCCUCUACUAGACUAUUUGUCAAAUGCUGUGAAAAUCACAGAGAUACAGAACAUUUUUAUUUUGACAUGUUACCAUGAGUUCUCAGGCAUGCUGAGCUGUGUGUGGGACAGUGUUGGCUGAAUGAAAACCCGGCAAGAAAACAGAGAAAUGGAGGCAGCUCUGGCAGGAUGAGGAUGACUGAAGGACCUUCCUUGAGUGCAGAAAUCAGAGACUGAGCAGCAACGCCUGGUUUUCAUUCAGCAUUUUCCUGACAAAGUUCCCGUUAGCACAGUGCUGAUCUGAAGGCACAAGGGAGGGUUGUGAAUUGGUUUUUGUCCACCAGAGGGUAUAGGCAUAACGUAAUGUAUGUCAUGAGAGCGAGCAGAGGCUUCUCCGCUAGCGAGGAUGAAUGUCGGUAUUUGCUGUGCGUGGGAGCGAAGGUCCAGCCUUAGGGUGGGAGAUACCCACACCCCCCGGCUGGGGCUGUGAUGGAGAGGUACGAGGUAAUGCUGCCGUUAAGACGGAGCUUGCCGGCCUUUCCAAUCCAGCCAGUUCCCAGCCAGGCUUGCUGAGGCAGUACCGUGUGAGGGCAGCUGUCCUCAGGCCCCCUUGCUGCUGUCCUCAGACCCCUUUGGUGGCUACUCCAACCACCUCCUAGCCGAAGGAGGUAGCUCUCUAAGUGGCAGUUCCCAAUGCCGUUUGCAAUUAACCCAUUUCUGCGUGUUUGUGUGUUCAGUGGUGUUGCCCUAAUUGAUACUCUGAAUUUUGUGGUAUUUUCCAGUAGGAAUGAGUAGUUUCUUUCAGUUAGAUCUAUAUGCUGUGAAAAUAGAAGCAAUUUUAAUCUAAAAAUACAGAUGUCUCCAAUGGUUCCUAUGGUAAUUUGUGACCAUGGCAACAGAGAGUCAGCAUUCUGAAGAACAGACAGGUUGGUUUGGUUGUUUUUUUUCUUUGUCAACAAUGUGAUUAGUAGUGCAAGUGUUGCAGGAAAAGGCACUGACUUUAUUUCUUAACUGUACGAGAUCAUGUGGGCACAAGGGGUUUGGAUGCUGUCUUGGGUGCGGUUUUGAUGGAAACGCUGAUGCGGUACGGGUUGAGGGGCGUAAGGGGGGUGACAGCCCGGGGGGCAGCCAGCAGUCAGCAGCUACCCCGGGGCUCCCUGCUGGCUCUGGCCCUGCUCAGCACCCUCGUUAAUGACGUGGGUGAUGGGGCAGAGGCACCCUCACAAGGCUGCUGGUAAAGCCAAACCAAGGGGUGGCCGGUGUGCCAGGAGGCGGUGCGGGAAGCAGCGAGAGGAGCACGGAGUGUCUGACCUUGCAUCUCAAAAUACAUGGGAAGCCUGACGGGAGCAUAAUGAGACAGUCUGAGGUGCUCUCUGAUGCUGAGAAAGAGGAGAUCUUUUAUCUGCAACGUCAUAGAUGGAGACUUACAGGCUGAAGAAAGGUCCAGGACAUGGCAGAGAGGUUAGUGUAGGAAAGAGAAACAGAAUUUAGAGUAGGGCUGAGGAUUCUUUAUUGUCAGGCUUUGUAUGAAAAAAAACCAAACCAACUGAUACAUUUCUGCCCCAUGUUUCCAUCGUAUGGUCAGGGUUAAAUAAACAACAUAGUGCUUUCAGGCAGGUGCUAAAUUUCAACUAAAAGUUUUGGAUUGCCCUGAGGUAACUGUGACGCCAAGAGCAUGUAUUGCAUUAUAGGAAACACUUAGUAAGGAUUUAAAGAGUUACAUUUAUAAGAAAUUAAUAUAUUAUUGAGGGAGGUACAAAUGGGCUCUCAUGGCCAAGCCUCAUAUUUAGUGACCACCUCCCUGUGCCAGCAUGGAGCUAAUGUAAAGGCUCUCCGCUAGCAACGCUCGGUGUCAGUUUUAUAAGGAAAUGUGCUGGAUAUAAGUUUAGCCAAAGCCAAAUCACAGAAUUUUCCAAGCUUUCUCUUUUCCCCAGGCCCUGUUGGGGAAUCUAGCAACUGAAUGGAAACUGCAGCAUUGCUGCUGCUGCUUGCUAGUCUGAGGCAAUGCAUAUCUUGAAUUAAAUAGAAUCUAAACUGCAUUGAAAAGCCAUUUUUUGUAGAAGCCAGCUGUUGGGACCAUUCUGUUUGCUGCAGGAAUACUCUAACUGAUCAGUGGAGCCACUGUAGUGCUGCAAGGCUGUUACCCCAGAAGGGGAACAUGGAGAAACCCAAACAGAAGUGGGUGGGCUGCUGCAGCCUCCAUCCCCGCUGCUUAGGCUGCAUGGUGGCAGCCUGGAGUUCACAUACAUACUGGAAAAGCCUCUUACUGAUGCCAUCACCAGUUUACCCAUGCUCUGAAGCAUGGUGGUGUGAAAUGACUGAGUUACUGGGGACUUUGGCAGGGGAGAGGGAGUUGUUUGAAUUCUUUCACUAGUUUUUGGUAGUCGUUCAGAGUCUGGUCGCUUGCUGCAGUAUGCUGAGUUAAAUGUAGGAACCCUAAGGCAUCCCAAGCUCUUGUUGCGCUUGCUUCGUUACCCAGACUCUUUCUGGGUAUCUUUUUUACAUUCUGUUUUGCGAAGAGCACUAAAGCAUAUCAUGUAUUAUCUCUUCGAUAUCUUGCUGUUCUACUUCCCUUUAUUUUCUCAUAUCUCAAAGGUCCCGUUGUUUUGCUUCCGUUUUUUCCCAGAGCGCUAUACGAAAGGCUCUACCGAUGCAGAUGUGCUUUCAUUCCACAGGGUGGCAGCUGAUCCUUAUUUCCCUUCUUGGUUAUUUAGACAUUUCUGCUAAAAGCAGCUUUCCUGGCCAGGUUUUCCUCCAAAGCCUAAGGGUCACGAACCUGUAAAUACAGCCCUUCUGUCGGGGUUAAAGAGUUUUUGGGAAAGCUUGUUGCAUGGUGUCUACUCGGGCUGUAUCUACUUGCUGAAGAUUGUAGCAGCUGACAAAAUGAAAACAAAAAGCAUCAUUCAAGGACUAAAUUUUGAAUAUUACAUAUUGCUGCUGUUUUGUGGGGGUCUCUCUUGUAAGCAGUGCUGCAGGCACAACACAAGCGUGUGGUGGCACCUCCAGACAGAAGCUGCUCUGGUGCAGAGGCUGAGUUACCGAUGGGCUGGGGGAGAGAGGCUCUGGAAGUUACUCAUUCACUUUUUACUUCCAGUUUAUUUUGACAGAUAAAUGUCUCGGAUAAUUUUAAUUGAAAUUUCUUUAUGUCAUUGUAAUAGGUUUAUGAGUUGCAGGUAUGGCUGUUCUUUGCUAUUGCGUUUACAUGGUUUCCUCCCACCCUGCCCCAGUUUCUCAUUAUUGAUCCCUGUGAAUAUUUUUUGCUAAAAGGCUGCUGUUUUGUUAUCUUCUCAGACUGUGCUCCUCAACUGCUUUAAUUUAUCUCCGUACCUUUCUUAUGUGUUUAGUCUUCCGCCUUUCCCCCUCUCCAUUGAUGAAUAAAGAUAUGACAAUUAA